ACGGCGGGCUGAGUCCUCGUGUCGAUGUACAUACAAAAGGCCUUGUUACCUUCAAGUCAAUCCCUGAAGAUGAAGUCGUCCGUAUAACGAACCGGAAGAUAGGCUUAGGCGGCCUGGAAAAUCGUCUGCUCGUAACUGUCGCACUUUCACACUUCUGCGGGAAAUAGGAACGCAAAACUUUGAACUCCUAUCCAUUUCUCGUCUCCUCGAUACGAGCUGUUGGAAAUAAAGUAGAGUAAAGUCACUGAGUGAAAGUUAAAAAAAAAAAAAGGAGAAAAAAAAAAGAUAAACUGUCGACAUCAGACUUCAGGUCGGAGUCCGACUGUGGUACAAAUAAAGCGCGAGGAACUUGGAAAAAUGUUUGGUGAACGGUGAGAGUAAAAAUUGAGUUUGUGAGAAAAUAGGAGAGGGGAUAUUUUCCCCCAGGAUUUUCCCAAAGACCCCGCGAAGGGGAGCUGAGGUUGGAGAACCGGAAACUGAAGCAUCGGAAGGUGGAAUAGUUCAACAAGAGCGGCUAGAGAAGCCGAGGAAAAUGGGAAAGAAAAAUAGUAAACUGAAGCAAGACACUAUCGAUCGACUGACUACGGACACGUAUUUCACGGAAAAGGAGAUACGACAAUGGCACAAGGGAUUCCUCAAGGACUGCCCGGACGGUUUACUCACAGAACAGGGAUUUAUCAAAAUAUACAAGCAAUUCUUUCCACAAGGAGAUCCGUCGAAAUUUGCCUCAUUAGUUUUUAGGGUUUUCGACGAAAACAGCGACGGCACGAUAGAAUUCGAGGAGUUCAUAAGGGCGCUGUCGGUCACGUCGAGAGGCAAUCUGGACGAGAAGCUGCACUGGGCUUUCAGGCUCUACGACGUUGACAACGACGGUUUUAUCACGAGGGAUGAGAUGUACAACAUUGUCGACGCGAUAUAUCAGAUGGUGGGGCAACAACCGCAGGCAGAGGACGAGAACACGCCCCAGAAGAGGGUCGACAAGAUAUUCGAUCAGAUGGACAAGAAUCACGAUGACAAACUGACUCUCGAGGAAUUCCGCGAGGGUAGCAAGGCGGAUCCGAGAAUCGUCCAGGCGUUGUCCUUAGGCGGCGGCGAGUAGCAGGAGGCCUGGGACGAUAAGCCGGGCAGUUACGUCAAAACAGAAUAAAUCGUGAAAACGUUCGAGGAUUUCCUUUUGUCCCUCCUCACGGCUUCGUACGUGACGGGAAGUUGGCCGAAUUUAUAUGAGAUUUCCCGAAGGAUCCGUCGAUCCAUUAUAUCCUUCGAAAGAGGAUUUUUCUUUCUGUAUAUAGAAAAGACAUUAUACGCUGCCUCUCUUUAUUUUUCCUUCUUCUCUCUCUCUCUCUCUCUCUCUCUCUCUCUCUCUAGUCUUCGAUCUUCCGUUCUGCUUUAAUCUACUGUCUGUCCUCGUCCUUUUCGAUUGUUUAUCUAUCUCUCUCUCUCUCUCUCUCUCUCUCUCUACUGUAACGAAGGUCCGAAAAGUCUUGUUGAAACUUUUAAUCGUACAGGCCAAUUUCACCUGCACUUCCCGUCAUCGCCGGAAGCCGAGAGGAAAUGGUCCUUUCGAUUCGCCAGCAAAAGGACAACAGGAAACACGCAAGAUGAAUAUUAUAUUCAUCCCAACGAUAUUGGAUCCGUCCUGGCGACUCGAUGGUUCCGCACGAAAAUAUAUUAUUCAUCUCUCUCUCUCUCUCUCUCUCUCUCUCUCUUGUAACGAGCGAUAAUUGCUUUAUCACUUUUUUUGGAGGAAUUUCACGACGGUCUCGUUUCGUCAUCUCGACCUAAUUACAUCGUCCUGAAUUCUCCAAUCAAAGUCCAGAAACUGCGUUCUCUCGAAAUCCGUGCUGGAAUUCCAGUACAAAUUUCAAAAGAAAAAUAUAAGUGCGAAUUAAAGAAAAGCAAUAUAUGGGAAGAAUCCGAAAUAUUUAUUAAGCUACUUUUAGUAAGCGUCUGUUGUCGCGAGGAACGGAAAUAUCCUAGUGAAUUAUUUAUUCAUUCAUUUAUUAAUAACAAUUAAAUAUAUCUUUUGAUUGUGUCCUCGAAGCGGCGCCACUUUUAAAUAUUCUUAACAAAGCUCUUCUUUAUCAUAAAAUGGACAAAAUAUAUAAAAGUUUCAAAGUAACGAAAGUUUGCUCAUCAGAAUUGGCUGAUAUUAGCGAUACUGCUUCUACCAUUACUACUUACUCUAAUAAUUCAUUUGCAACGGAAGAUUCAAAUAAUCAUCUUUGUUUGACAACAAUGAAAACAAUUAAUUCAUUGAUGCUUCGAAUGUCCCGCAAGUUUCGCUGGUAGCUUUGCUCGAGGAAAACGAAUGAAAAGGAAAUGGCAUAAAAAGAGAAAUAAAGAAAAAAAAAAGAAAAGAAAAAAAUAAAUAAAAAAUGAUACACAAAAUCCAUAAAGUUAAUAGAAAUCGAAAUGCAAGCUCAGUUCGUUGUAUCGUGACGCGAAUGGAGUGACCUGAAAUUCACGAGAAUACCGAAAUCCCAUUACGGAAGUUCCUCACCGGAUACAAAGGUACGAAGGUUGUUUCCGGUUAGAAUGUUCCGAAUAGUCGCGCACCAAGGAAACUUCAGGUGCAGCUGUACUGCACAAUAGGACCAGUAUGCACCCACGUCUGAAAUAUUCCGCGAAUUGACGUCUGGCGACUGAAAGUUUUGAAAAGAAAAAAUGAUGCGAGGAAGAAUCCAUGAAACAAAUAAAAACAACGAUACCAGCAUUAUCCGUGAGCUGAGACGCGUCUCUUACGUUUCCUAUAUUCCCUUGGGAACAUGAGCUAAAACGUGGCAAAAAAAAACACAGCCGGAUACGCGGGGAAUAGGUCAGUCUGGCCAUGAGGAGACUCUUGAACAUUGGCAGCCAUUGCUUAUUCAUAGACCGGUCGUCGCUUGAACACGGAAUAAAUUUUUCUGCAAAAUUCUUCACUCCUAUACCAUACGUUAUAUUUAUACCAUUGCUCAUUUUUUUGUUCACACUUUUAUACUGCUCUUUUUCCCUUAUUCACUCCAUGUCGAUGCUACCGUUUUCAAUCUCGUACACAGUCCGUCUCUUUCUGGCGUAUGCAUUCGCAUGUACGAAUUUCCUAUGCGUAAAUUCUGCCUCGCUUCAAUUUUCCAUUCAAUUUAUCAUCCUCAUAAAAAAGACUUGACAAGAACUUGGCCGAAUCGUAUACGUACGUAUACGAAAUUGGUGCCGAUUUGAUUCUCUCGAAAAGUGAUAAGAGAUACAGUAGUUGAGGUAUAAAAGUUUUCCCAACGCGCAUGGAACUGACGUUGUCCGGGAUUGUGCUGAAAAUUCGUAGAUCAAAAAUUGUAUGGCGAGUAUCCAAGCCUUUCGUGCGUAUCGGGUAAACCGAGUGUAAGGCUGAUCGGAAAAUAAGAUUUGACAUGAAUAUCCGGAAUUACAUGAGAUACACGAUAUGUAGGAUAAGGGUCGAAUAAAAAAUGGGAAUUCGGUUCACGGAAGGUUUCACUCAAGAUUCAAAUGUGGGAGGUCAAAUGUAAAGGAACUAAAUGACGAUCAAAGUUCAUCUCGUGGAUUCCACCGAAGGUCAAAGUAUUUCUGCCUUCGGAAACGGUCAGGAAGGAAUUUUCGAUUUUACAACGGAAUUAACGUUCUAGGCACAUUCUUCCAGGACGCCGACCGGAUAUUUGGAUAAUUUUUCGAUUCCCUCUCGAAAGACGUCAGCGUCCUCUGGACCCGUGCCAAUUCUCUUUCAUUUCCUAAGGGCAGAGGUAGAGGGCUCCUGGAAAUCCUGCAGGAAAAUUCCCCAUCUUUCCCCGUCUUCGGCAUAUACUACAGUACCAUAUCACACUCUGCUACAUAUACUAUGACUAUGCUAUACUUAAAAAUCUUCUUUGUGCUCUACUAAGAACUUUGGACUUUAGCUAGUGUCUAUAUAUGUAUUUAAACAAGUAUAGCGCGUUUAGUGUGUUGCCGAGGGACUUUGAUUUAAUCUUUUCUUCACUUCACUCUUCUUGCAACUUCGUGUAAAAAAGUAACGUCUAUUCGGUCGAUAAAUGAAUAAACUCUGUCCAUUGAUAUUGGAGCUCUAUUUCCAUUUCGAUCAAUCGUACGCCAAACAUAGGUUUCUCAAUUGGUCCACUUUCAGUUUAUCCUCUUUUUGUAUUUUAUUAACGCAUUUUAUUCGUUCGGAUUUUCUGUUCGCUGUUCACUUGAAAAUUUGGAAGUUGCACUGGUGAUAAGGGGAAUCCCCUACCGGUGGUGAUGAGGGGGUUCCCCUUUACGUAUUCAUUAAAGUAUUCGUGCACUUGGAUUUUCAAAUAAAAAAGGAAAUAGUAUGGUUACUUACAGAAAUUUCAUACCGAGCAUCUUCGUACUAGAUGGAAACGCUUGAAAAGUUGGAGGAAUCGUUCUGGAAGCUGCUGAAGUUUCAUAAAGUCAAAUGAUAUAGCAGGAAUGUAUUAUGCACUAGUGGCGCCCCGAGUUUUCACUUCCUCCUUUCGGGUAAACGAUCUUUUUGCACUAGAAGAAGUUUUAUUUCUUUGUUCAUCGCGGUAUUAAUCCAAUCGAUGUUCAAGAAGUAAGGGGUUUGAAAAAAUAUACGGGAAAUUUCCAUUGUAAAAUGGCGAACGAUUGCUCGUGCAAAUGUAGAAAAAGACAUACGUACGUGUAACAAUGUCAGGAAGUUCGGUGUGUCAAAGUUUUGGGGUAACUUUGAAAACUGGGAUAUCGCUCUGAGUAUCGGAAAAACAUCCGGAAACUUGAGACGUCCGGUAGAGGUACAAACACCCUUGGAUUUAUACGCGCCCCUUGCUGGACCUAAAAAAAAAAUACUUUGUUCAAGAAGAAUGUGACACUAAGAAAGUUGUGUGCUUUCCUUUUUUUUUUCGUAAUUUUCAAGAAAUUAUUUUUUUUUGUGCAAUUCCCGGCAAUUGCCGCUUCACUUUUUACACGUAUACACUUAUUUGACGGUACCCUGCGAUUUUCCCCAUUUCUAUUGCGACAGUUUAGGGAAAAGCUUGUGGAAAUUUGACUUUCCCAGAAUCGCUUAGGGGAUGCUCAGAUCGUUCGAGGUUAAGCACGCCACAAAGGGGUGAGAGAAUGCCUCGGGCCAAUGUGUAUGAGUUUAAUCAAGGGAGGAAUAGAGGUGGAACUUAGUAUCAGCGAUACCCUCUGUAACCACCCCCACUCCCUGGCACCAAGUUCUUCACCGAAAUUCUGGGCAAAAAUGAAAACGUAUUCCGCACACCGUGUGUCGCAUUGGAAUGCCAAAGGGCAAAAACUAUCCUGGAUUUUUCAACCCGCUGUAGGAUUCGUCACCAGCAGCGUAACAAUAUCCAAGCCGUACACCAGCCGAUUCUUCGAUUCUCAUGCCCUUUUCUCUGUCAUUCUUUCCGCGCUUACGUUUUACGAUACGAUAAAAAUAAACGAGCAGACGUGAUGCUGGGAAAAGAAAAUUUCGGUUAUCUUGAAAUUAAAGUCGUACCGUUCGCAGAGUAAAGUCGUCGCAAAAAGUUUUUCUCCGUCCAGUGAAAUCAGUUAUAUAAAAUCAAUAUAUUGUCGAGGAGAAUAAUAAAGGAAUCCAUUAUCGUUAUUUCUUUCAAUUGGGCAAUAAAGCAGGUAUUGUAAAUUAUUGAUUACGUGCUGACUGGUCAAAGUGACAGCACUCAGAGAACUUCUGCAUUAUGAAUUGGUUAAGAAAGAAUAAGAGGCGACAAAAAUAGUAAUCUCAAGUUAUUAUCUUUAAACAGGUUCGCUCCCAUUUUUCUAGUAAAAUACGAAUAGCAGUAUACUCCAUUUCAUUUCAUAGAACAGAGAGGAAAUGACGAAGAGCAUAGAAAGCGAGUUUUUACAUAGUUUUCCUUUCGUAUAUCAGACGUGUCUGGGUUACAGCGCCACGUAAAAUUUGAACGCGAGGAAACAUGGCUUUUCAUUCGAGCUUGAAGUUCCGAGCGUUAGUCAUUUCGUGCACGAAUACCCUGUUAUUUAUAUUGUUCCGUUUAGAUUUUAGCAAAGUACUUACCAUCACAAUGCUAACGGUGCCUGCAUUGGAACUGGCACGAGAAUUUGUCUGGCAUUUCUUAUGAUGGACGAUGUCAAUGUCAUCGGAGCGAUCACUGACUGUAUCUACGGAUCCUACACUAUAUCUAUGUAUACAGACAUCCAGAGGGAUAUAUUCCAAUAUAUCGCAGUAUAAAAUACCUUCCGUUCGAAUACCUAUCGGUUUUUACAGUUUCUUAAACUACCUUUACGCCGCCACUCGUCGCCAUUUAUCUUAAGUGAAUUCUCUCCCGCUAGAUGCCACUAAGCGCGAUUGGUCUUCGUAACAGUUACGAAUUCGAAGCUCUCCUCUGACGUAGCAGAUAUAUAUAUCAUUUGAUCCAUAGACAAGGACCGUAUACCGCGCACAGAGAGCCACAUGACCACCAUAUGUGUGUACAUACGAUAUGUAUGUCAAAGUAAGAAACUGCACGAAAGGACGAAUCAAAAUGAAAAAGUAAUCCGAGAGAAAGAUGAAAUUUCCAAGGAUUUCCAAUAGGAAAAUCCUGAAGGACUGAAGCGCACACGUGCAUAUCAAUAUAUACGCCGUAUAUACGCCAAUAUAUACAACAUAUAUGCCGUAUGUGUAUGUACAUACGUACAAGUGGCUCCAUGUGUGUAACUCUGCUCGAACAUCGCCGGCCUUUACGUAAUAUGUAAUAUACGUAAUCCAUCAUGCAAUUCCGGGGGAGCCAGUGAGAGCCACCCCUGGAAAAAUGUCACCUGCCCCACGUGGUGGGGUUGGUGGGUCUGGGGGAAUGGACGAUAGAUGAAAGGAGAGAUAGAGAGAGAAAAAAGACGAGAAAAAAUGGAACAGGAUAUAGGUGGCCGGCAUGCUGGAAUAAUGGCCCCCUCCCUUACGCUACGGAUUUUUAUUACGUCACCCGCGUAAAUUCCUGCGAAGCUGACUUCAAAUUUAUUCAAGCACCUACAGAGAGCUAUUAGAACGGGUUUGCCUAAAUUUCCUGGUAAACUGAGCGAAAUGAACAUUAGUUCCACUCUGUCGUUCCUUAACGGCCAAGCCAACUGGGAAAAUAAUAAUCAUAAUAAUGUAGUCUUUAUUGUCAAGAUGGUACAGCAGACAAACAGAGAGAAUCAGCUACAAACCUAACUAAAAUAGUUUUCCCAUCUAUCUCGUACGAUCUUCGCAGUCUUCUUGGUGAUUCUGUCUGACUCACGAAAUUCAAACUGUUUUUCAUCUAGUUUAGUGGCGCCACGUGUAUAUACGUGCGAAUAAGUGUACGUAACAUACAAUACUAUAUAUAUAUAUAUACAUAUAUAUUCUUUCAAUCGAGUUGAUAGAAUCUCAAUCCAUCUAUCGGAUGAAUUCUUCUUCAUUUUUAUUCGAGUCUCACUUUACUUAAGGUAUAACCAGAACGUGGCGGGAGAUAUUACGAUAUUCGAAACGCUCUCUCGCUCGACUUGUGGACGAAUAUGGCGUAGCAAUAAUUUUCAAUGAUUUAGCGUUUACGAGGAUUUUUAAAGAUUUUACGCGACAGAGCGUGUAAUAUAUAUAUAUAUAGAUAUGAUAUAUAAGUAAUAAUUUAAGUAUCGAAGGGCGAUUUAUAUCGAAAGACGAUUGUGCGAUUUUUUCAAAGUAUAUAGUUACUGAAAAUUAUUGCUUCGAGGAUUUUCAUUGAUUCGAAUCAUUUUUUAUGCUAAAUUUGUUAACUCUUUUCUCGGGCUUCAAUAUGAAGCCAAAAUCUUACUUAACGUUUAUUUCUUGUAAACCGAUAAAAAUGUCUAUUUUAUCUGUGUCUCGAAUGGACGCGAUUAAUAUUUCCUUGAGAUACGAUUGCUGCUAAUUAAAGAUCGCCAUAUGAUUACAAUACCUGAAACGGUCGAAGUGCGAGGUGUUGGGAAAAAUUGGAAAUUUACACAUCGUCUCUAAAACGUAAAGAGAUAAAGGUAGUUCCUCUCGAUAAAUCGCACCUCGAUUGCAAUACAAUACAUUGUACGAUUUAAUUCACUCAUAGUCGUAAGAAAAAAAAAAGACACGAGGAUAACAAAGCUAAGACGAGAAAUCAUACUCGCGACUAUAUUAAGUAAUUUUUACUAUUUUCGAAAAA
This is a messenger RNA of Cephus cinctus (wheat stem sawfly), 8069 nucleotides long. RefSeq names its product frequenin-1. The transcript is spliced from 8 exons. The record is from RefSeq and is a predicted model, not a curated record. Bases 533 to 1099 code for a protein of 188 amino acids. Gene Ontology annotation, molecular function: calcium sensitive guanylate cyclase activator activity; calcium ion binding. NCBI's taxonomy places the organism in Eukaryota, Metazoa, Arthropoda, Insecta, Hymenoptera, Cephidae.